This is a messenger RNA of Oryza brachyantha (malo sina), 1019 nucleotides long. RefSeq names its product lachrymatory-factor synthase-like. Bases 58 to 663 code for a protein of 201 amino acids. The transcript has a single exon. The record is from RefSeq and is a predicted model, not a curated record. NCBI's taxonomy places the organism in Eukaryota, Viridiplantae, Streptophyta, Magnoliopsida, Poales, Poaceae.
GUACUUCUCGUAGCAACCACACGAGCCAGUCUGAGGUAGCAAGAGCUGUCUGUGCACAUGGCGGCGGAGUCGUCGGCGGUGAUGGCUGCGGCGGCGGCGGAGGAGGAGGGGGGGAAGGUGAGGCUGGAGUGGGAGGAGAGGGUGGUGUCGCUGGUGCCGACGGCGACGGCGGACGAGGCGUGGGCGCUGCUGUCGGACUUCCUCGCGUUCCACCGCUGGCACCCGCGCGUCGCCAAGUGCCGGCUGGCGUCGCCCGACACGGCGGCGGCGGCGUCGGCCUCCGUCGUGCGGUACUGCGAGGGCACGCCGCGCGGCGACGGGUCGCCGCCGGACUGGGCGCACGAGACCCUCCUCGAGCACGACGCGGCGGGGCGCUUCUUCCGCUACGAGAUGAACGACAACAACAUGGGCUUCGGCGUCUUCUUUGCCACCUUCCGCGUCGUCCCCACCGCCGCCGCCGGAGCCCCCGGCUGCGAGCUCCGGUGGGAGUUCGAGAGCGAGCCCGUCCGCGGCACCCCCAAGGAGGCCCUCGUGGCGCGCCUCCAGGCCGGUCUCGACGGCAUGGCCGCGCGCGUGCAGGAGCACCUCCUCUCCACCCGCGCCGCCGCCGCCAUCACCUCCGCCGGCGUCGAGCUCAACCCGGACAACUCCAUCGCGGUCUGAGCCGAGCGUGUUCGUCCGAUCGAUCCACACACACACACACACACACACACACACAUAUUGCCUAUCAUCUUACCAUACGUACGUCAUCCGUAUCGAUCAAGUAUGCAGCGUAUUGGUCGAUGAAAAAUACGAACUUAUCACAACUUCCGUAUGUAUGUACGCACGUAUGUAUGUAUGUAUAUACUCUGUGUUUGUACGUACUCGGGGGUAUGGGAAUAAAUAUUAUUGCAUAAAUUACUCUCCUGUCUCCAUAAUUGUUACUGUUCAUGCCAUAUUGCUUUCGUCAAAAUAAAAUAUGAAUGUAUACUCGUACCAUUUAUAUGAAAGUCAAUGCAGUAUUAAUUAAUUGUACAAAU